CCCACUAUUUACAACACGUGGGGAUAAACAUGGCUGCUGUGACUACAAAACGGAAAAUUUCUCCUGUUGAAGACAUUGAUAUAAAUAAUGGAGUGAAUCUAUUUGUGGAUGAACCUCCAGAUUCUGAAGAUGAUGAUGACACAACUGACUCAGACUCUAGUGAAUAUUCUGGUUUAGAAGAUGAACCAGACACUGAGGAUGAAGGAGAUGAUGAAGAAGAGGAUGAUGAAGAUGAUGAAGAUGAGGAGGAAGAUGAAGAAGAUGAUGAUGCAGAGAAUGAUGAAGAUGGAGAGGAUGAGGAUGAAUCAGAUGUAGAAGACUCUGCUGAAGAAGCUUCAAGCCAUUCCAAACCAACAAGUCAAGAAAUUGUAACAGCAGGACCUGAUGUUAAAGAAGGGAAGAUAACUCAAUUACCUGAUGAAUAUGAAUAUGAUUCUUCAGAUGAAGAGGAUAUACGUAACACUGUUGGUAAUAUACCCAUGGAAUGGUACAGAGAUUAUCCUCAUCUAGGAUAUGAUGUGGAGGGAAAAAAAUUAUUGAAACCUGAAAAAGGAGAUGAACUUGAUGAAUUCUUAGACAAAAUGGAAAAUCCAGAUUAUUGGAGGACAGUGAGUAACAAGUUAACAGGACAGAAAGUUUUACUCAGUAAAGAGGAUGUUAAAAUAAUUCAGAAUAUGCAGAAGUUUAAGAAUCCAGUCGGAUCUGACAUGUAUGAGCCAUGGAUUGAUUUCUUCACCAAUGAGAAAAUGAUACAUCCUGUUUCAAAUCGACCAGAAACGAAAGCUUCUUUUAUUCCAUCUCGUUGGGAAAUGUUGAAGGUAUCUCAAAUGGUACAUGCUUUAAAGAUGGGGUGGAUGAAACCGACACCAAUUAGAAAACCAGAUGAAGAAGACGAGAAUAAUUUUUAUAUGUUGUGGAAAGAUGAUGAAGAGCCAGAAAUUACCAGACAGUAUCGUCAGUAUAUUCCUGCACCUAAAGUCCGACUUCCGGGUCAUGCAGAAUCAUAUAAUCCACCAGAAGAAUAUCUACCUUCAGAAAAAACUGUGGAGAGGUUAAAGAAAGAAAUAGCCAGGGGAAAAACCAGAACAAUUCCACAGAAGUUCUCCUCCCUCCGUCUGGUUCCUGGGUUUAAAAAUUUUAUCAGAGAAAGAUUUGAGAGAUGUCUUGAUUUAUACCUCUGUCCACGACAACGUAAAGUUCGAAUGAAUGUGAAUCCAGAUGAUCUGAUACCAAAAUUACCUAAACCACGAGAUCUUCAGCCCUUCCCAACUACAGAAUAUCUUGUAUUUAAAGGUCAUAAAGGAAUUAUACGUACUAUUUCACCCGAUCCUAAAGGACAGUGGAUUGCUUCAGGCUGUGAUGAUAAAACAGUAAAGAUAUGGGAAGUAGCAACAGGAAGAUGUAUAAAGACGUUUAAUGUAGAAGCUAAAGUUAAAGGAGUUGCCUGGAAUCCCAACCCAUCAUUAUCUAUUAUAGUUGUAGCUGUUGAAACUAGUUUAAUUAUAAUAAAUCCACAGGUUGGAGAUAAACUGAUCUGUUCAAAGACUGAUUUACUUAUAAAUAGUUUUGAAGAUGUUGAGUUACCCCCGGGACCAACUGAUAAACCUAAAGUAACAGAAUGGGAAUUAUACGAAGAUGAGGAAUAUGAAUUGGGAUUCCGUUUAAAAAUAAAACAUCAGCGAGAAAUAUCACAGGUUACGUGGCAUGGAAAGGGAGAUUAUUUUGCUUCCACCAUGCCUAAAGGAGAAAGUAAAUCAGUUUUAAUUCAUCAACUGAUGAAACGUAGAUCACAGAAUCCAUUCUCUAAACCGAAAGGUUUAGUACAGUGUGUACUAUUUCAUCCAAUUAGACCCUUCCUGUUUGUAGCUACUCAAAGAUAUGUUCGUAUUUAUAAUUUAAUGAAACAAAGUUUAUCAAAGAAGUUGUUAAGUAAUUGUCAAUGGAUAUCAAGUAUGGCUGUUCAUCCUGGCGGUGAUAAUGUUAUAAUAGGAAGUUAUGAUUCUAAGUUAGCUUGGUUUGAUUUAGAUCUAUCAACAAAACCUUAUCAUACCCUCAGACAUCACACCAAGGCUCUUAGAUCCGUGACUUAUCACAAACGUUAUCCGUUAUUUGCGUCGGCAUCUGAUGAUCUGUCUGUGAUUGUUUGUCAUGGUAUGGUCUAUAGUGACUUAUUACAGAAUCCUCUUAUAGUUCCUGUUAAAGUUUUACGGGGACAUAAAGCAGCUAAAGGACUGGGUGUUCUAGACUGUCAAUUCCAUCCAUCACAACCAUGGAUCUUUACUGCUGGAGCUGAUGGAACAAUACGCCUUUAUACUUGAAGUGAUUUUCUUUCAAUUGUACGAAGAAAACAAUUUGUUUAAUAUUCAGUGUGGCAUCGAUAAUAUGGAUUUUACCAACUAAAAAUUUUGAAACUUUUCCGAUGAAUAAAAUCAUGAGAUACUUUGUUUGAAGUAUGUGGAGAUUUAUAAGGUAUGAAAAGAUGGCCUAUGGGAAGAAUGAAGCAUAUAUAGACUUAGUCCUUGAUAACCAGUCAUAUUAUACAUCAUUGACCUAAGUAAUCAAGAUAUGAUUGAUAUUUUCUUGGCUUCCCAACAACAGAAGUUAUACAUUUCGUCUAAACAAUAUAUUGUGUUAUGAUUUCUGAUUGUCACUGUAUUUUAAGGAAUGAUAAUUUAUUCCAUAUCUGCAAAUAUUUCAUUAUCUGGUUGUUAAAAGCCUCCUUAAUCUUGUGAACAUUGCCUCAAAAGUAAUCACAUACACCUUUCUAUCGCUUUAUAAAUGUUGAAUUGAAAUUUUGGUCAAUUUACCUGUUAGUACUUGUCUGUUAAUGAGAAAGAAAUAAGAAAAUUGAUUUUGUUGCAUUACCUGUAUAUGUUUUUAUGAAGAGUUUCCGAACUAAGAUAUUUCUAUGCAAACAGUCAGUCAGGAUGCCAUUGCAUGUUUAUAUUAGUGUUGGUGGUGUUACGAAUGGUUUCUGGUAAUCUGCUUCAAGAAGUCCCUUACUUGGUUUCCUAAUUGUCAAUAACUUGUCAUUUAUUUGAUGAUAAAAUACAAAAUACUUCAUAGUUUUCAUAUGACAGUACAGCAAGAAUAAAUAUUGUGAUAUAUCAUAAUAGGUAAUCGACUCGUAUUCUGUCCUAGUUCCAAAUCAGGUGUUCAAUAGCAGUUUGCACAUGUCAGAUUGAUGUAUGAUGUACACAUGUAUGUUUUUGUCAAAUUGUUGUUAUAUACAUGUAUAUAUAUAGAUAAAUCACCAUCCAUCACCUGUAGGCAUUUUAUUUUUAUGUCAGUAAUAUGUAAAAUAUGUAACCUGUAAUACCAUCUGUAAUAUAGAAAGCUCCAGACCAAA
Molecule: messenger RNA, 3349 nt
Organism: Patella vulgata (common limpet)
Lineage: Eukaryota; Metazoa; Mollusca; Gastropoda; Patellidae
Product: ribosome biogenesis protein bop1
Exons: 17
Coding region: 30-2318 (762 amino acids)
Biological process (GO): ribosome biogenesis; maturation of LSU-rRNA from tricistronic rRNA transcript (SSU-rRNA, 5.8S rRNA, LSU-rRNA)
Cellular component (GO): PeBoW complex; preribosome, large subunit precursor
Molecular function (GO): ribonucleoprotein complex binding; protein binding
Source: RefSeq, a predicted model, not a curated record